Messenger RNA from Naegleria gruberi, 1401 nucleotides. RefSeq lists its product as uncharacterized. The record is from RefSeq and is a predicted model, not a curated record. The coding region runs from base 1 to 1401 and encodes 466 amino acids. NCBI's taxonomy places the organism in Eukaryota, Heterolobosea, Eutetramitea, Acrasida, Naegleriidae. The transcript has a single exon.
AUGUACUUCUCCAGAUGUAUCACCAACAAGUUGUUAGUUUCAGCUACAACUUUUUCUGCAACAUGCAUGGCCAUUCUCAUGGCUUUGAUCAUGUUAUCAUCAGUAACAACAGCCAAUUCGCAAACCUAUUCAUUCAAUAAGGAUAUGGACUACUUUUCAUCGAAUUAUGUUGAAGCUUAUCAAAAGUUUAAACAAGUUUGUGAAGCAACAGGUGGUUACAAGUACUCAGAGUAUGAGCUUCCUUCCAUUCUUGGUCUUCAAGGUGAAAAAUUGUACAUGUCUGCAUGCUUCCAUGAAGAACGUGCCAACAUGUUGAAGAAUAGUGCUGAAUCCAAUGUUUUCCUUACCUUCUCAGGUGUACAUGGACAAGAGGGAUUUGCAGGAAGUCCAAUUCAGAUUGCCAUGAUAAAGAAUGACACCAAGUAUCAAUUCAAUCUCCCUGAAAAUACCUAUCCUAUUCACAUUCACAUGUUAAAUCCAUAUGGAGCCAGUUAUGCAACAAAGGAAAAUGAAAACAAUGUCGACAUGUUGAAGAAUUUGAAUGAACAUUACAUUGAUGUACCUGGUUGGGAAAUUUCAAAGAAUGUUUUAUUGGAACAAUUCAUUGAUAAUAUGAAUAUUUCAUAUAUUCACUUGGAAUCUGUUCAAGCACAAGCAGUCAACUACUUUAACACCCUAUUGGCAAAAGUUGGUCUUCCAGCAUUCACACAAUCAUCAGUCCUUGGACAAAUUCACAGAAAAAUUGGAAUUGCCUACGCAGGAACUACAGAAGAAUGGACAGCCAAGCAAGUUAAAAUCAUUUUGAAUCAACUCUUGAAAGGCUACUCCUCCGAAUAUACCAAGAGUAGAAAGGUUUUAUAUAUUGACUUGCACACUGCUGUUGGUGAGUAUGGAAAUGUGUAUGCCAUGUUCGAUCCUGAAUGGAUUCCAUUCGCUAAACAAUACCUCCUCAAGAAUGAAUACAUUCACGACAAUUUAUUUCCAUUUCCGAAUGGUAAAUAUUUUGGACAUUUCAUUAAGGAGUUGGCCCUAAUGAGUGGAAGCAAGGCCAAUUUAACUAUUGUUCCAACUGCUUGGGAAAUUGGUACAUUCCCACAAGAUGCCUAUCAAAAUUACUUUUUAUUUCAAUUGAAUUGUAGAUUCUAUCAAAAUAUAACUGAUAGAAAUCCAAACUUUUGUCCAUUUGUGAAUUCCAAAGUUGGUGAAUAUUUCUAUCCUCAAGAUGACAAUUGGAAGUCUUGGGCCUUUGGAAAUUUGACAAUUGCAAUGAGAAGUUCAAUGAAUGGAAUGAAUCAAUGGAUUUUGGAAGAAAAGUGGAGAGUUGCAAGUUUGGCAAAUUGUAAUAUUAUGCAAUCAUUCAUGGUUAUUGUAAUGAUUAUUUGUUUGAUUGUUUUAUUGUAA